Letharia columbiana is the source of this 657-nucleotide messenger RNA. RefSeq lists its product as uncharacterized. NCBI's taxonomy places the organism in Eukaryota, Fungi, Ascomycota, Lecanoromycetes, Lecanorales, Parmeliaceae. The transcript has 2 exons. The record is from RefSeq and is a predicted model, not a curated record. Bases 1 to 657 code for a protein of 218 amino acids.
AUGGGAGAUAGCACCGCUAAGAUUGCCUGGGCCGUGUCCUUGUUGACCAUUCUCCCACUUGUGUAUGUGGCGUUCAAUCCUGGCCUCCUUCGUGAGCCGCGGCUGGACCACGCCAGUACUCCCAAGGGCCAAAAAAGCCGCAAAGAGCAAUCGAGGUUUCUCCUAUUUGCACUGUGUUCGUUGCUGUAUAUCUAUCCGUUCAUGAGCAGGAUGAUGGAGAGUUUUGGAUGGAGUGGGGAGAUCCUUGCCAUGGAUUCUUUCAGUGUGAUAGGAUCUGUCUUUAUCCGUCUGGCGGCAUUGACUGAAAUCAUCUGGCUUGCAGUGCAAAGGCACCACAAAAAAUCCCGGCUUGUUCAACGAGUCCGCAGGUUCUGGUCCAAGAACAGUCCUCGGCUGUUUCAGUUAUCGAUCAUGCUCUUCAUUGCGGUACCCAUCAUCGCGAUGAGCCAACCGUGGCCUGUCUUCGAAUUGCGGAGUUUCCAACAACAGAUCGCUCAGAACGCGGAAAAUGACGACUCGGACAGCCGGUGGACAUUUGGUCAGAUAGCGGCGUUGACGCUAAUGGCCCCGUUGUGGUUGAGUGUUGCUUCGCCUGGCUGUAGGAUUGAGGGAAGAGGGGUGACCUCAUGGGCAGCGAAAUAUCACACGCCAUCCUGA